This is a messenger RNA of Umbelopsis ramanniana AG, 2157 nucleotides long. RefSeq lists its product as uncharacterized. Gene Ontology annotation, biological process: proteolysis. The transcript has 7 exons. The record is from RefSeq and is a predicted model, not a curated record. NCBI's taxonomy places the organism in Eukaryota, Fungi, Mucoromycota, Umbelopsidomycetes, Umbelopsidales, Umbelopsidaceae. Gene Ontology annotation, molecular function: serine-type endopeptidase activity. Bases 1 to 2157 code for a protein of 718 amino acids.
AUGGCCAUUACAGGAGAAGCUAGAAUUCUAUCUCCUCAUGAGUUGGUGACCUUACCACGACCAGGCGGUGUAGCAACAGCACCGUCUGGCAAACGCGCUGUAUUUGCUCAGUCACAGUACAAUACCACUGCUGACAAAAGCACCAAGAACCUACACGUAGUAGAUUUGGAAAAUUCCAAGAUAGGUACCGUCACGGCUGCAAGCUUAGACUAUCAGCAGGAUGACGCCUUUUUCUUGGAUGAUGAUCAUAUUGCAUUCUACCAAACUGGCAUAGACCUUGAUGUCGGUCAAGUGUAUGUGUUAAAUAUCCGUGAAUCGGAUGCCAAGCCCUAUCAAUUGACGAAAUUCCCCGUCGAUGUCUCCAACUUCAAGUUCUACGCUGAGUCCAAGUUGCUUGCCUUCUCUGCUGCAGUUUAUCAAGACGGAACUUUGGAAGGUGCUCGCGCCGAAGAUGAAAAGAUACAGAAAGAGAAAAAGGAUAGUGCUCUCGUCUACGACUCUCUCAUGGUUCGUCAUUGGGACCAUUUCACCUCAGCAAAGAAGAACAAUAUCUUCAUUGUCAAACUCGAACUUCAGGAUGGAAAAUAUCAAGUGAAUGGGUCUCCCAAAAAUUUGAUGAAAGGAGGCAACUUGGAGUCUCCAGUUUUGCCUUUUGGAGAUGCCGCCAACUUUGACUUAUCUCCCAAUGGCAAACAGCUGGCAUUUGUGUCCAAAAUCUCUGGUCCUGAAGGAGCCUGGGAAACAUCUCAACACGUUUACCUUGUUUCAACUGAUGGCAACAGUGAACCUGUCGCUAUUAACCACGAUAUUCCAGCCGCUGCCAAUAACCCUGUUUUUGCACCUGAUGGUACCUUGGCCUACUUGCAAAUGCUCGAACCGAAAUACGAAGCCGACCGCAACCGCAUCGUCCUUUACGAUGGUAAAACUCGUACUUAUGUUGCUGAAAAUUGGGAUCGCAGUCCUUCCUCGCUUGUGUUCUCCAAGGACAGCAAAACUAUCUUUGUAACUGCAGAGGAGCACGGUCAUACCAAAAUCUUCGCCAUCGAAAGAGAAACAGGCAAUGUUAAGACUUUGACCGAAAAGCACACGGCUUCGUCCUUGUCAGUUUUGAAUGGAAAGCUAGUUUUCAGUCUUGCAUCUAUGAACCAUCCCAACAUUGUGUCUAGCGUGGACUUGGAAAGUGGGGAACUCAAGACCUACGGCGUCACGAAUGAACUCGCAGUUCUCAUGAAAGGAUUGGAUAUGCCUACUCCUGAGGAAUUUUGGUUUAACGGCUCACUCAACGCCAAGGUUCAUGGCUGGAUUAUAAAACCUACUGAUUUUGAUUCUUCCAAAAAGUAUCCUGUCGCGUUCUUGAUUCACGGAGGCCCUCAAGGUAGCUGGGGCUCAUCUUGGUCUACUCGUUGGAACCCCCAAAUAUAUGCCGCUGCUGGAUACGUUACUGUAGCCAUCAAUCCUCAUGGCUCUACCGGAUAUGGUCAAGAGUUCUGUGAUGCUAUUCGCAACAACUGGGGAUCUUAUCCCUACUAUGAUUUGGAUAAAGGUCUCACUUACGUUAUUGAGAACUUUGACUUCGUGGAUGCCGACAAUGUGUUUGGUCUUGGAGCUUCCUAUGGUGGAUAUAUGAUUAACUGGAUCAACGGUCACAGCAAACGAUUCAAAGCCCUCGUUAACCACGAUGGAAUGUUUUCUACGAUCAACUCAUUCUACACAACCGAUGAAUUGUACUUCCCUGAACGCGAGUUUGGAGGUGUUCCUUUCAAUCCUUUCCACCGCUUAUCAUAUGAACGAUGGUCUCCAUCCAAUUAUGUUGCUAACUGGAAAACACCUACCCUUGUCAUCCAUGGCGCUCGUGAUUAUCGUUUAGUAGAUGGUGAAGGCUUGGCUACAUUCACUGCUUUGCAACGCCAAGGUGUUCCAUCGAAACUAGUGUAUUUCCCCGACGAGAACCAUUGGGUCUUGAAGCCUGCCAAUUCUUUGAAAUGGCACAAGGAGGUGCUUGACUGGCUAGCGAGAUGGAAAAACUCACCUUCUCCUAUUGCAGAAGAUGAUAACCUCAACGUAAAAGAUUCAGCAGGUGUACAUAUUGACAUUGAACAACUAGUCCAUGGAAUCCGCUCUAACCUGACUGGACCAAGACUAGAACUGCAAAAAUAA